UGAUUUUAUUCAAUAACUGUCAAGUCGAAAUAGUCAAUACAAUACACUUCAUUUCAUUGUGAUAAGGGCGACUGUAAAGCGUAUGGCUCUGCGUGAUAAUAUUUAUUAAAGUACAUAUAAGCAUAAAGUAUAGAAUAAAAUAAUGAACGAUGAAAAGCAACCGCUUCUCACGGGACCCAGCAAUUCAAUUGAUAGUAUCGAACAGCCAGUAGAAUUAGUGACAGCUCCAGUUGCAACUUCAGCUACUAGUGGCAAACCAAAAAGCGACUAUCACCCAGCCGCGGAAAGGCGGCUGGAGCAUCCGACUUCCAACUUCGAUACCUUAAUCCACCUUCUAAAAGGAAACAUAGGCACUGGCAUACUGGCUAUGCCAGAUGCUUUUAAAAAUGCUGGCCUCAUAAUUGGUGUAUUUGGUACAUUACUUAUGGGUACAAUAUGUACCCACUGCAUGCAUAUGCUGAUAAAGUGUGCACAUGAGCUAUGCAUCAGGAGUCAGAAGCCAGCUCUGGGUUUCUCAGAAGUAGUUGAAGAUUCAUUUGCACUAGGACCAAUAUCAGUGAGGCCAUAUGCUAAAACAAUGAAGAAUAUUGUCAGUGUAUUUUUGGUAAUAACACAAUUGGGAUUUUGCUGUGUAUACUUUUUAUUUGUUGCAACUAACCUUCAAGAUACAAUGCAUUUCUUUCAUAUAAAUUUAAGUGUACAUGCAUACUUGGCUUUAUUAUUCCCGCCAAUACUUGCCCUGGCUAUGGUGAAGAACUUAAAGUACCUGACACCAGUGUCUCUGGUUGCCUCUAUAAUGACUGCUUGGGGCCUUGUGAUAACAUUUUACUAUAUACUUCAAGAUUUGCCAGCUACAAAUACUGUGGAUGCAUUUUCUAGCUGGCAUCAAUUACCUUUAUAUUUUGGCACGGCUAUUUAUGCAUUUGAAGGAAUAGGAGUGAUUUUACCAUUGGAAAAUAACAUGAAAACCCCAGAAGACUUUGGUGGCUGGAAUGGUGUGCUCAAUACUGGCAUGGUGAUAGUAGCCGCAUUGUAUACAGCUAUCGGAUUUUUUGGCUAUUUGAAAUACGGCGACCAUGUACUCGGCAGUAUAACGCUCAACUUGCCCAACACUUUGUUAGCGCAAAGUGUUCGGGCAGUUAUGGCAGCUUCGAUUUUCUUAUCGUAUGGGCUACAGUUUUACGUACCGAUGAAUAUUGUUUGGCCAUAUGUCAAAUCAAAACUGACGUCAGAGCAGGCACUAAAACACGGUGAAGCAGUCACUCGGUUCGUGCUCAUUUCUAUAACGUUUUUGGCGGCUGCUCUGAUUCCCAAUUUGAGUGGAAUAAUUUCUCUUGUGGGCGCAUUCAGCAGUUCGGCUCUCGCGCUAAUCUUCCCGCCCGUCAUAGAAAUAAUGACGUUCUGGCCUGACCAACUCGGACGGUACCAGUGGAUGCUAUAUAAAGAUAUAUUCAUCAUCUUCUUCGGUUUUACAGGAUUCGUAUUCGGCACUUUCAUCAAUGUAAAAAAUAUAUUUUUCUAAAAGAAAUUAAAAUUCAGUACCUACUUGACAAAAAAUAAUAUAAACCAAAGAGUUUUGUAAUAUUGUAUGUUGUUUUAUAUGAUAAUCAUGACAAUAAUUGUGUGUAGUAAAUGUUUAAAAUAUUUUGCUGUAUGAAAAUAUAAACUUAGCUUUAGGUGUUGAUUUAUUGACAAGCUCAGCUUAUUUUUAAACGUUUAUUUUAUAUUGGACCUUUUUAGUAUUGAUCAUUGUAGUAUCCUUUUUAGUAUCAGAAAUAUUGAAAUGGGUAUUAUUUUAAACUUUUGAUAGAGAUGACAUGGGCUUGUACUCAUGCAUAGAUAUAUUGUUACCUAUUAUGUGUACAUUAGCUCUAAUUUUUGUAUACGUAUGAUACGUAUAUAAUACCUAAUAUACCUACUGAUAUCAGCAUACCAAAAUAUUAUAAUAUUAGUAAUUUACAUUCCACUGUUACUUUCGGACAGUAUAAAUAAACCUUUGUUUUAUGUUUUGGUAUGUGUAUAAUGUGAUCUUAGUACCUUCCUAUUUUUUUUAUUUAAUUAUUAAAUUAUUUUUGUUAGAUUAUUCAAAUCCUUGUUUAGUUGAAUUAGUAAUAAAAUCUAUUUAGAGCACCUAAGCAAAGAAAUAAGAUAAAGAAUAUAAAAAUAUGUACAGUAUCGAAUAUUUUUGAUCUUAAAUGUUUAAAACUAUAGUUAAUAUAUUGAACGCAUUUAUAAAUGGUGCUUGUGUAUUCAAUGUAUUUGGUGUUAUCAAUGUAUGCUCAUAGGUUAAAUGAAUUUGUUGCUUAAAAAUCCAGUUGGUGUAUGUCAUUUUGAAAAAAAAAAGCAUUUUGAGACCAGAAAAAUGUUUUAUGUGAUAAGGACGCGCAGACGGAGCAGAUAAAUGUUUAUGUUAUAAUAACCAGAAGCAGAUUGAUAAAUUGUUCUUAGUAGCGAGUCGCAAGUGCAAUGUACCUAAAUACAAUGUUGUAAAUAACAAAUGCUAUGUAGUUUAAUACGUCGUAACUAGAAAGAAAAUAAUU
Molecule: messenger RNA, 2540 nt
Organism: Helicoverpa armigera (cotton bollworm)
Lineage: Eukaryota; Metazoa; Arthropoda; Insecta; Lepidoptera; Noctuidae
Product: proton-coupled amino acid transporter-like protein pathetic
Exons: 6
Coding region: 143-1522 (459 amino acids)
Biological process (GO): amino acid transmembrane transport
Molecular function (GO): L-amino acid transmembrane transporter activity
Source: RefSeq, a predicted model, not a curated record